GGAUACUGAACAUUCUAAGCCCUGAUAAAACAGACUGUCAGAUGUCACUGAUGGCCUGGCAAGGAUUGGAGAUCAUUUGUUUAUUUUGGCAAGAACUGCACAAUUGUUAUCAUUUCCAAAGUAGUACUCCUGUAUCCUGGGUAUAGGGGCCAGGAUGACAAAGGAUUAGCAUGAUCAAGUUUGUAUAUUGGCAGAGUAAUUGUGGCAUAGACAAGGGAUGAAGUUAUUGUGGUUUUAAGUCUGCAUGUCUGGGUCUCGACUUAGAAAUAAAGUUUGCAGGUCAGCAGUAGUGGGGGAUAUAGGCAGAUUGAAAGAUGUAGAAGAGCUAAAAAUCCCAGUGAGGGGAGUAAGAGAUCGAGAGCUGGAAGAAUGGUUAGUAGAAGUUAAAAGAUGGUUUGUUUAGAACUGCACAAUUGCUUGGAACUUUAGAAUUUAGAAUUUAGAGAAGUGAAAGGCCCUUGUUGUAGCCAAGGAUUAGUGGGUGAAAUGGAGGGUAGAAGGAUAGAUGAAGGUUAGACCUUUGAACAUGGAAGUAAAGCCACCUCUCUGCUACCCCAUACCUACUGAUCUUUUCUCUCCAGCCUCUGGGAGUUAGAUGAAGACUGAACCCAGGGAAUUCAGUGAGUGAUCAAGAAUCAGUAGAUGCCAGUUACACAGAGUGCAGACAGCAAGAUGGGGUGGAGCUCAAAGGAGCACAGGCACUGGCAUAAGGGGGAAGGAGUGUCCCAGAAGCCUUAGUGGAGUUACAAGAAUGCCAGCAUGACUCUGAUGAAAUCCUUCCAAACGCUGGCAGAGCCCAAGCUCUGACCACUGGAAUAAAUGGGAGGUCAUAUUUACUGGAAUAAAAGUGGUUAAGGAACACAUGAGGUGAACAGUCGGGUCAUUUCCAGUGAAAACAGAUUCUUAAUCAAGUACCAGCUCUGUGGAUCCAGGACAGAGCAAGCUAAGAAGAUGGGUCGAUUGAAGAGCCAUCUGAAAGUGUGCUUUCUACCUUCUGUGCCCUUUUUAAUCUUAGUAUCCACUCUAGCCACUGCUAGGAGUGUGACAAACAGCACUUUAAAUGGCACUGACAUGGUCUUGGGCUCUGUGCCUGUAAUCAUGGCCAGAACUGACCAUAUCAUAGUCAAGGAAGGGAACAGUGCCUUGAUUAACUGUAGCGUUUAUGGCGUCCCUGACCCACAAUUCAAGUGGUAUAAUUCCAUGGGCAAGCUGCUGAAAGAAGAAGAAGAUGAGAAGGAAAGAGGAGGAGGAAAAUGGCAAAUGCAUGACAGUGGCCUCCUGAACAUCACCAAGGUGUCUUUCUCAGACCGAGGUAGAUACACGUGUGUGGCUUCCAACAUCUAUGGCAGUGUGAACAACACGGUGACCCUGAGAGUCAUCUUUACCUCUGGGGACAUGGGCGUCUACUACAUGGUUGUCUGCCUCGUGGCCUUCACCAUCGUCAUGGUCCUCAACAUCACCCGCCUGUGCAUGAUGAGCAGCCACCUGAAGAAGACUGAGAAAGCCAUCAACGAGUUCUUUAGGACAGAAGGUGCAGAGAAGCUGCAGAAGGCAUUUGAGAUCGCCAAGCGGAUCCCCAUCAUCACCUCAGCCAAAACUCUAGAGCUUGCCAAAGUCACCCAGUUCAAAACCAUGGAGUUUGCCCGCUAUAUUGAAGAGCUUGCCAGGAGCGUGCCUCUGCCUCCUCUCAUCAUGAACUGCAGGACGAUUAUGGAGGAGAUCAUGGAAGUGGUGGGGCUGGAGGAGCAGGGGCAGAACUUUGUGAGGCAUACUCCCGAAGGCCAGGAGGCUGCAGACAGGGACGAGGUCUACACGAUCCCCAACUCUCUGAAGCGAAGUGACUCUCCCACCGCCGACUCAGAUGCCUCGUCCCUGCACGAACAGCCUCAGCAGAUUGCCAUCAAGGUGUCCAUUCACCCACAGUCCAAAAAGGAUCACGUGGACGAGCAAGAGGGUGCACAGUCUGAAGUCAAAGAUGAAGAGGAGACAGAACCAUCGGGCGAACAUUCCCCAGACACUGCAGAGCCUUCUACAGAUAUAACAUCCACGGAACUAACGUCUGAAGAGCCGACCCCUGUUGAGGUAUCAGGUCGAGGGCUGCCACCACCUCACCCGGAGACUGCAGAGCCAGCAGUGACACAUGACAAAAACACCUGCAUUAUUUACGAAAGCCAUGUCUAAUAUCAACUCCGAAAAGCUAUGCAUAUCAAGAAAAUCAGGGGCUGCUCCUUGUAAUACAGAUGUAGUACGCACUUGCCGCCAAGCCUUACCAGGAGACUCUCAUCCCUUAGGUAGGAGUGAUGCCGUUUUAAAAGGGGAAACACCCGUGUGCAGUGUAUGCGACUGGAAUUUCCCCAGUAGGAAAGGAUGCAAGCAACAUCAGGGCGCGAACUGAUCAUGUUGGACAGAAGGUGUCUGUCCACACGAUGUGAAUUUCAGAGGCCAUUCUCUGCCGAAUCCUUUAAUUGGUGUUGCCCUUUUGGCAAAGAGUACACUACUGUAAGAUAUCCUGAGUUAAGAGCCCUGUCCAAUGCAUACUGCAUUGCUUUUCCUUUUAAAAAUUAUAGGUCUGCUACACUAGCAAAUGCACGUACUUGGGUUUGUUGCACUUUCUUCUCAGUUUUACUUACUUACUCUCCCUGUUCCUUUAUAAUGGAGUAGUUAGUCCUCUUUGCCACUUUUGUCCUUAUUUUUCCCUCGUACGUUUACCUCACAGGCUUCAGUGUCUGUCAUCAGUACCAGGGCUGAUAUCUACAGGUCAUUUGUAAUGUUUCAAACUAGCUUUCUAGGCUCUUUUUUUUUUUUUUUCGUUCCCCAAGCCUAUUUUCAUGCAUUGCUUUUUUUGUUUGUUUCCAGUGAAGCUGCUGUUAUGAAACUGAGAAAAACUUUGCCCCCAGAAUAGCACUUUAAUAGUCAAAUAAAAAUGUAUUUACUUAUCCAAUUCUGAGAGCCUUUUGGUGAGCUCAACUGGAGGGAAAUUGUAACAGGUUAAAUACACCCUUAUUACCCAUGGACACCUCUGUUUAUGCUUAAGCAACAUCAGCCUCCAAAGACUGAUUCUUUACCUGGAAAACCUGUUACUUACAAAGACAGAUACAUUUGCUGAAUUCCUGUAGGUUGGCUUUCCAGGAGGGCUUUUCAGGGACCAUAUGCCAUAGGUUGAUUCAAACACUUGAUCUGACAUUUGUGAACUAGUGUAACCAGAUCUACUUUUCUUAAAUGUAUAGCUGACUUGUUGAUGGUCAAGGGAGUGAAAAGUUAGCAUAAUGGCAUAAACUUUCUUGUAGAGAUUGUUCAAUUAUUGUUCAGUCACACAAGAAAGCAGUUACAUAUGAGGGUGCAUCAUGUUAUGGAAAGAAGACAAAACUAGCCAUUGAAAAGUAUAAUACCUGACUGUGCCCAUGACCAGCUGCCUGCUUUGCAAAGUCUGGGACUCAGUUUCCAUAUCUGUAAGAGCGAGCAGAACAGACGAACCCUGAGCACCAUUUCAGUGGUCUCACUCUAACAGAACCAAACAUAUGUUAGCAUCCUUGCUCUCUUCCACAAUUCCUUUAAGGGUUUUUGCCUCUUCUCUGGGUCCAUCUAACUUUUUUGUGCUGCAUUACUUAAAGAAGGAGGAUCGGUUUUAAAACAUUAUAGCAUAUUAAACAAAUUGUGAAUUGUCUCCCCCAACCCCCAAAUCAUUAGGACCACUUGUACAAUUUAGAUUUAAUCCUGUUGAGAAUGAGUGUUAUCACUUAGAGGUAAGGGAGGCAGUAACCUUCAAGCAGUUACAAGGCCAUGACCAUGUCAAGUGACAGGAUUAUGAUGUUGGAGGUUCCAUGGGCCACACUGGCCAUGAGAGAGCAUGUCUAGAUGUUUAGUCCUCAUUCUGUCACCACCUGGGGAAGUGACCAUAGGCAGCAGUCUUCCUCUCUGUGGUUUAGUUCUCAUCUAUAAAUUAUGUAAGCAGCACUUGAUCCACAAAAUUGCUUUCAGCUCCAACACAGUUUUAAGGAAAAUGUGUGAUCUGUGAUAGGCUCCAUUUCACAGGAUAAGCAAAACUGGAGCAAAAAUGAAAUGCCUGAGACUGGAUCCUUUUGCUGAUCAAACUUUAUAGCAAACAUAACUCAGCUCUGUAACUCAGGGCAGUUACAGAAGCAGCAGCUUAAAUGGGUUUAUUUAUAAAUCACUGGUAUGGAAGGCAAUCUGACAAGACAUGGAGGUUGAUCAGACAUCUCUUUCAAGCAGUGAACUACUGACAUCUUGUUAGAAGUGUCUGAAGUGGCCGCAUUAGUCGUAAGCAAUCAAGCGAAAUGAUGACUCCUGUUUGGGUCCCCUGAACUAAGCUUUUGUGUGUUUGGAUUAUAGAAAUAUUUUAUUUCCAGCUCUUAGAAUAUAAAACUUUUCCAGUUGUUAGUGAAGUUACAUUCUUACCAUGGAUUUUGUACCCUCAGAGCAACAACAAUAUAAGAAGCUCAUUUUCUAAUAUUGUGUGAAAUUUUCCCCCUUAUGUUCGGUUCUCAUUCCUUCUAAAGGAGAAGGCAUCUAUUCCAUCUAGGGAAAAUAAGCUACAAUAGGGCAGAUUUGUUAAUGAAGCAAGAGCAGAAAUGUGUGACCAAAGAAUCUUUCCAGAUUGGUUUCUGCUUCUUUAGUCCGCAGUUGAUUCAGAGAUUUUCGAAACUUUCUCCCUCUUUAAGGCAUCAACAUGCUCUUCAAAUAAUAGUAGCCACUGUAAAGGGAGGUUGGUUUAUAAUGAGAAUUUCUCCUGCCAGAAAUUCUACAUUCUUCCUCUCCAUCUUACAGCUUCUUUAUGAAGAGAGACCUCCUGCUAGAAUAUGAAAUGCAGACCUCAUGACUUCCUGCUGAUUUUUCAAAGAUCAAAUGAGCUGUUCAGCUUCAUAAAAAUUCACAGGAGCGCAUGAAUAUGUGUGCACAUGCACUCUCAUGCACAUUGGAUGCACUGGGGCAGUUUUAAAGAUUUAACACUACGUCCUGAGCCCUGUCCUUAGCGUCUUGUGUAGGCAUUCUGAAAAUCAAACAAUUUCUGGUUUGAGUCAUCCAGAUCACAUACCUAUCUUGCAGUAAUUUUCUUGACAUUCUGAAAAUGAUUCACACCUGUGUGCAUAUUUAAUUCCUUUAGAUGAUCUGUAAACUUGGAUGGUAUUUAUUCUAAAUGGGGAAAAUAGAAUUUUAUAUGGAAAAUCUAUGUAAUUUAUAAUGGUUUUGUUUUAUAUAUUAUAUUUUCAUAUCUUUAGGGCACAUCUACUAUUCUCAUCUUUUUGUACAUCAUACUUGGCAAAAAGAAAUACUAAUACUUGACUAAAAUCUCUAGGAACCAAAUGUGAUAUGUGUGAUUAUAUAAUGUGUAGAAAUGGCUCUAAAACUAUCUGAAUGUUCUCAUCCAUCCCAAGCAUUCUUGUGUCACUGGAUCUAGAAUGAUUUGUCUUGGAUCUGUAUAUCUUUUUUGCAAUUAAGGCUCAAAGGCUUGACAUAUCUCUUACAAUGGAUUCUAGAAUCCCCUUCCCUCUCUUUCUUAUUGUAUGUCUUAUUUUUAAAUGCAUAAGUCAUUGUCAUUUCCUUUUGAAGAGCAAAUGUGAGAACUCAAGAAAGCAACUUAAUGGAAAAGAAUGAAUGAAUUUAACUAUGGCUGUGUAAAUGAUUUUUCAAUAGACAGAUAACAUGUUUCAAAUCUAAUGCUUGGGGUGUUAUUUACCAGUGAUCCAAGAUCUGCUUGACUAUUUAGCAUGUGAAGAAAAUGUGAGGCGCAAAGAAUAUUUGCAUGUUUUGAACAGGCACACUUGAAACAGUGCAGCCAACACAAAUCAGCUUGACCAAUCCCAGCCCCUGAAAGAAAUAUUUUGAAAAACCAGACUCCUUUUGUUAUACCAUUCCAAAUAUGGUGUUGUAGCUCUGCUGAAAUCCUUGAGUGGCAGUCCCUGUGGUUCUGUCAACUUGGGAUUUCCUUUCUGAUUUUCAUUUGGUCUGAAAAUGGAGCAGUUAAGCUUGUAUUUCAGAGCCUCAAAUUUCUCAGUGCAGUUAAAGUGCCAUCCUCUACCCACCUUCACAUGUCCUUCGGUAGUCCUUUAAUUCCCGUUUCCCUUAUUGCUUUUUAAACUAACUUAUUGGUACUCUUUAAAGAUCUACGAAAUUUCAUUAUAUUCACAUACAUAUUUUGAGUACCUGUUAUCUUCAAGAUAUUGAUAUUCACCUAUUCACUUAAAAAUCCUCCAGUUGAUAACCAAGUUAAUUUUCCUAAUGAUUUUUUAGGGUUUCUUCAGUGAUUAACUGAGUUUAGGUUAAGCCAAUCAAUUUGUAGAGUGUGCGGUAGAGGGGGUGAGGGGUGGAAAAAAUAAAACAGCCUUGCUUAUUGUAUUUUUCAAAGGACUGAGUAUUUAUCUAUUAUCCAAGAAAAUAUCAUACGAGGAUGCUAAUGAUCUUUAACUCAGAUUUUUUUAGAGAUGGAAUUCCUAAAGGGGCUAGUACUAACACUACCAGCAUCAUAACUGAAGCAAGAAGAUAUACACAUAGAAAGUUCUAAGAAUAUUCUGACAAAUUAUUUUUAACUGACAAUAAAAGCCCCCGAAUAUAUCUUUCAGACACCAUAGAACUGCUGUAGUUGAGUUAGGAUCAAAGAUGUCUGCACUUGUGUUUGGUUUGCUGUAUUACAGUAGUUCUGGAUGUCGUUGGUUAAGUGGGAAAAGAAAAUAAAUGUUAUCUGGGCAGAAAUGUUAAUCUGGUGAUUUUGUGAACUAUAAAAUGUUCACAUUUUUAAAGAGAUAAACAAAUGACUAAUAUAUAGGUUGAUAUUACAGUAGCAAAAACAACCAUGUUACCCAUUCUGUAUUUGAUUUUUGCUUUAAUAAAGGGUUUGCACAGGUCUA
Messenger RNA from Oryctolagus cuniculus (rabbit), 6863 nucleotides. The record is from RefSeq and is a predicted model, not a curated record. NCBI's taxonomy places the organism in Eukaryota, Metazoa, Chordata, Mammalia, Lagomorpha, Leporidae.